UGCCGACUGGGCCCUAACACACGUUACUUCCAUGCAGUGACGAAUUUAUGGACGUUUCUGACAUAAAAUGACAGACUACGGCGAGGAGCAGAGAAAUGAACUGGAAGCAAUCGAGUCCAUCUAUCCAGACUCAUUCACAGUGCUUUCUGAAGAACCCACAAGCUUCACCAUCACAGUGACCUCAGAUGCAGGAGAAAAUGAGGAGACGGUGGAGGUGACCCUCAAGUUUACAUAUGUGGAGAAAUAUCCGGAUGAGUCGCCUCUCUGGGAGAUCGCCUCACAGGAGAACCUGGAGGAUUCAGACACGGAAGUCAUCCUUACACUUUUAAAGGAGCAGGCCGAAGAAAACCUUGGAAUGGUUAUGAUAUUCACAUUAGUGACAGCCGUGCAGGAGAAACUCAAUGAAAUAGUUGACCAGAUUAAGAGCCGACGAGAAGAGGAGAAUCUAAGAAUAGAAAGGGAGGCUGAAGAAGCUGAGAAGUGUGCAUUCCAAGGCACUGUGGUCACAAUUGAGAACUUCUUAUUAUGGAAAGCAAAUUUUGACCAAGACAUGGCAGAACUAAAUAGCAAAAAGCAGAAAGAUGAAGAGCUGUCAGGAAAGCUAAAACUCACAGGAAAGCAGCUCUUUGAGACCGACCAUAAUCUUGACACAUCAGAUAUCCAGUUCCUGGAGGAUGUUGGAAACAGUGUGGAAGUGGAUGAGUCACUAUUUCAAGAUAUGGAAGAUUUGGACUUGGACGAGGAUGACCCAGAUUUCAACCCGCUGGAUCUGGGCAGUGAUGAAGACUGAAGUGCGUUACCUUUUAACGUGAAUAGAAAAUACCAACAUCCUCUGUAGCGGUCUUGUGGAGCAGGGCUUCAGCUCAAACAUUCUGAACAUAAACUUUUCAGUCACUACAACCGAAGAUGAUGCGUAUUUUACAGUAUAUGUCAAACAUAUCACAAUUUGUACAAAUAUGCCAUUAAAAUUAGUUGAUCCAUUUA
Messenger RNA from Triplophysa dalaica, 984 nucleotides. It is a transcript of the gene rwdd1, whose product is annotated as RWD domain containing 1. Gene Ontology annotation, biological process: cytoplasmic translation. Gene Ontology annotation, molecular function: protein binding. Lineage: Eukaryota; Metazoa; Chordata; Actinopteri; Cypriniformes; Nemacheilidae. The coding region runs from base 68 to 790 and encodes 240 amino acids. The record is from RefSeq and is a predicted model, not a curated record. The transcript has 7 exons.